AUGUUCCAGUACUACAGACAAGCCAUCGUCUGCUACGCCUAUCUCGAAGACUUCCCCGAAGGCGCAAUACUCAAAGGAGGACUAUCCCAAUGCCGAUGGUUCACCAGAGGCUGGACGCUGCAAGAACUGCUCGCCCCAGGCAUCGUCGAGUUCUACGCCCAAGGAUGGAAGUUCGUUGGCACCAAACACGAGCAAGCGGCGGCCAUAUCUAGGUUCACAAACAUACCCGAGUCGGUGUUGACGCAUGCGCGGAGAGACAUUAUAGCCGAGCAAUCUGUUUCAGCGAGAAUGUCGUGGGCGUCGCAACGGAGGACAAAACGGAAAGAAGAUAUGGCGUACUGCCUUCUUGGUAUCUUUGACGUUAACAUGCCGUUGAUCUACGGCGAGGGUAAUAAGGCGUUCCGACGUCUGCAAGAAGAGAUCAUCAAGCGCGACAACGACCUCAGCAUCUUUGCCUGGAACAGCAUGUCGGAGUAUCAGAACAACGACCUGGUUGAGAUAUUCGCAAGCUCACCCGCUGCUUUCGAGGAUGUAUCCGGCGCAGGCGCCCACAAACACCAACUGGCCGAAUUUUCUGUCACAAACCGUGGCCUCUUACUUGGCGGCGACUUCGAGAUAUACGGCUGGUACAGUGAGCGCGGUUACACCGACAUUCCGAAACACUACGUCCUUCUAGUUGGGGAAUCGAAAAAAGACGACAGCAGUAUAGGAAUCUUCCUCCGGAAAUGCGGUCCCGGGCUGUUUUGCCGUAUUGGCGGAUUGCCUUUGGCCAGGCUGCCGAACAAGAUCAUCACAUACUCCGCGCGGGAGCUCAUGCAUUCAGUCUACCUCUCAACAGAUGCCUUCCUCAAACACUCAAUCACCCGCCUGGUGUCUUUCCGUCACGAUGGCCUGCAUAUUCCCGUCCAGGAACAUUUACGAAUGCGGUCGGUGGCCCCGCUGCAUGCAUGGGAUCAUCUGGACAGGACGUUCCUGGUUCCAAAGGCCUGGGACCAGAAUGUAAGCCAGUUGGUACUCGCUGCUCAGUUCAGCGUCACGAUUGCGGGGUACACAGCCGAAAUAGUGGUCAUUUGUCCAGCUCAUAAAGAUCAAACUCCGAUAGUAUUCCUCGCGAAGGAUUAUCUUCGCGAGACGAGAUUCUUGUUCGCAGACAAAGUUGGUAAGGAGGGUAUCUUAUGGGAAGACUUGGUGAAAGAAUUACCCAAGCUCCCGUUCCUGAACAAGGGCCAUGUUUAUGUCAAACCCAAGCAUGCCUUCAAGAUUAGCGUCGGUUUACAGAGGAUCAAAAUUGAUACCGAUUGUGGCCCGAUCAGUGUCAGAAGCCUGACCUCGUCAGUCACAGCUGUGUAG
This is a messenger RNA of Alternaria hordeiaustralica, 1350 nucleotides long. RefSeq lists its product as uncharacterized. Lineage: Eukaryota; Fungi; Ascomycota; Dothideomycetes; Pleosporales; Pleosporaceae. The coding region runs from base 1 to 1350 and encodes 449 amino acids. The transcript has a single exon. The record is from RefSeq and is a predicted model, not a curated record.